Messenger RNA from Necator americanus (New World hookworm), 459 nucleotides. RefSeq lists its product as uncharacterized. The record is from RefSeq and is a predicted model, not a curated record. Lineage: Eukaryota; Metazoa; Nematoda; Chromadorea; Rhabditida; Ancylostomatidae. The transcript is spliced from 4 exons. Bases 1 to 459 code for a protein of 152 amino acids.
AUGAUGGCAUUGGGUUUGGUCUUAGCGCUGAGCCUCACCCAUUUGGUGCACUCGAAGCCAUCAACGAUCGCCUAUUGCAAUCGCCUCAAGCAGAUAUACCAAGAAAUUCCGCCUACGAUAGAAUUCGUCACAAGUGAAAUGUGCUCUAGUCCUCUGAAUGGAAUGCAAUGUGAGCUGAUGGGAAAAUUGUCCCUUGAGUAUACACGAGAAAAAAUUAUGGAGCUCAGAUUAAAGAGCAGUUGCCUCGGUCCACAGAAUAGUUACGAAUCCGCUACAGAUGAUGAGCAGUGUGCUAUACUGGAACAAAUUCCUCAACAAUCUGUCAAGUUAGCGACGAAAAUCUUCUCCAAAACUCCAGAAAAACGGUUAGCUCAGAAGUUUGGCGCCAUUGUAUCGAAGGCUCUGUUCUCUUUAACGAAUACUGCAUUUCUGGAUCUCGGAUGCAAUGAAUCCACAUAG